Cladophialophora psammophila CBS 110553 is the source of this 4002-nucleotide messenger RNA. RefSeq names its product ATPase. Bases 1 to 4002 code for a protein of 1333 amino acids. Gene Ontology annotation, molecular function: ATPase-coupled monoatomic cation transmembrane transporter activity; P-type ion transporter activity; ATP hydrolysis activity. NCBI's taxonomy places the organism in Eukaryota, Fungi, Ascomycota, Eurotiomycetes, Chaetothyriales, Herpotrichiellaceae. Gene Ontology annotation, cellular component: membrane. The transcript has 7 exons. The record is from RefSeq and is a predicted model, not a curated record. Gene Ontology annotation, biological process: intracellular calcium ion homeostasis.
AUGGACUGCAGCGCGCAUCACGAAGGCGCCGCUCGGCGCUCCUCGCGAAGGAGGAGCUCAAGUGCUGGAAGAAUGCACAGGAGAGAUUCGAAUUUGAGCACUGCAAGCAUAGUCAGUGAUGUUGAGAUGUCGACCACCGACGUGUUUUCUGGGCCCGUAUCAGAAUCAGUGCCCUCCUCGGUGACGGGAUUCGCAUACAGGGUACCCAGAAGGCGAGCAGGGUCGAUCAGUUCAUUCACAUACUUUACGGAACAAGAGCAAGAAGUGCCGAGUGUGUUCUCAGACGAAGAGGCUGUCGAGAGCGACGAGGAGCAGGGCCACAUACCCCAUGAAGACCGAGACUUGGAAGCUGGCCUUGAGCCUACCACCUCCCACCGCAAGAGUUCAAGCCGAUACCGGUCAUCGUCUGACCAGCCGCUUCUUUAUAGACACGAUUCAGCUAGAAGCGACACCCAGAAACACGAGGAUGGCGGCAACUUUAGUCAAAAACUAUACAUCGAGAAUGAGGAUCUGACGAUGGCCAUAGCUGGAUUUACCACUUCCACUAUCGGCUAUCUGACUUAUAUGGCUAUCUGUGUCUUCACCGCGGGCAUCGGGUAUCUGGUCUUUCGCUGGAUGCCUCGAUGGCGCAUAUCUCUUGUUGGAUCUCCAUCACCCCUCAGAAAGUGCUCUUGGGUUGUCGUAGAGAAUCAAUGGGGUGAAUUUACUGUUCAUUAUGUGGUGUCAGACGAUUAUGGCCAUCCAAUGUCAACUGUUUUUACGCGUUCCGGGAAGGAAAAGCUGAAUGGCUAUCGAUAUGACAACGAUGCAGAGUUGCGGCGCCUGCGAUACCUUGAUUAUAGAUACAUGAGGCUCUUGUAUUACCCCGUUGAAGAUAAAUUUGUCUUGAACAACGACUGGUGGGAUCCGCAAUGGGUGUCGGUGAAAGCUCUUCGGGAGGGCCUAGACACUGAAGAAAGAGAUCCGAGAGAUCAAGUUUUUGGCAAGAAUAUGAUCGAGAUCCAGCAGAAGACGAUUCCAGAGCUACUUCUUGACGAGGCUUUUCACCCCUUUUACAUCUUCCAGGUGGCCAGUCUCAUCCUCUGGUCAUUGGAUGAAUACUACUACUAUGCCGCAGCAAUCUUUGUUAUUUCAGUGUUCUCCAUCACCACCACGGUUGUAGAGACUCGUUCGACAAUGCGGCGACUCAGGGAAAUCUCGCGCUUUGAAUGCGACGUUCGCGUUCUCCGCAAUAGCUUUUGGCGGUCCGCUCUUUCAAGUGAACUCGUUCCUGGCGACGUAUACGAGGUCUCCGAUCCUUCUCUCUCACAGCUUCCUUGUGACAGUCUGCUCCUCGCAGGCGAUUGUAUCAUCAAUGAAAGCAUGCUGACUGGUGAAUCUAUUCCUGUGUCAAAAAUUCCCAUCACCGACGAGGCUCUGCCGUACAUUGACCUCGGUGCAACAUCAAUUCAUCCAAGUGUGGCUCGCCAUUUCCUGUUCUGCGGCACGAAAAUCAUCCGUGCAAGGCGCCCGCAAGAUACCGAAGACGACGAAGCUGUGGCGCUUGCGAUGGUGGUCCGUACUGGCUUCAACACAACCAAAGGUGCCCUUGUACGAUCCAUGCUUUUCCCUAAGCCGUCAGGCUUCAGGUUCUACCGUGACUCUUUCCGAUACAUUUCCGUAAUGGGCAUCAUCGCGGCAGUCGGGUUCAUUGCAUCAUUCAUCAAUUUCGUCAAGCUCGGUCUGGCCUGGCACUUGAUCAUUGUCAGGGCCUUAGAUCUUAUUACAAUCGUGGUGCCUCCCGCUUUGCCGGCCACUUUAACUAUCGGAACGAAUUUCGCCUUAGGUCGACUCAGAAAACAACAGAUUUUCUGCAUCAGCCCACAAAGAGUGAAUGUCGCCGGCAAACUGGAUGUUGUCUGUUUCGAUAAGACGGGAACUUUGACCGAGGACGGCCUUGACGUUCUUGGUGUACGACUUGUACAACAUCCGGAAAUACGCUUUGGGGACAUUCUAGAGGAGGCGCGUGAGCUUCUACCUCCAGCUUCCUACGACCGUGAUCCGACGGUCGACUAUCGAGUCAACAAAAACAUGCUCUACACAAUGGCUACUUGUCACUCCCUUCGGCUGGUCGAGGACGAGCUCAUUGGCGACCCACUUGAUCUCAAAAUGUUUCAAUUUACCGAGUGGUCAUUCGAAGAAGGUUCCCGUAGCACCAGCCAUUUUAUCGAGCCUGGAACGCAACAAACGGCACCAAGCGUGGCACGUCCUCCACAUGGCUUUGAGUAUGAUUUGGAAGAUUCUCAAGACAACGACAACCCAGUCCGCGUCGAACUGGGGAUCUUGCGGUCGUUCGAAUUCGUUUCGCAUCUGAGGCGCGCCAGUGUUAUUGUGCGGCAGCACUGUGAUCCCGGUGUCAAUAUCUACGUCAAAGGCGCACCAGAAGUCAUGAAGGACAUCUGCACUGCAUCAAGCAUUCCUGACGACUUCGAUGAUCUGCUUAACUACUACACCCAUAAAGGUUUCCGAGUCAUCGCUUGUGCCUCGAAAUACAUUUCAAGAUUCAGCUGGGACGAUGUCCAGAACAUGGAACGGUCUGAAGCCGAAUCACGGCUUUCGCUAAUCGGCUUCAUCAUUUUUGAAAACAAGCUCAAGGAAAUCACCACCGCGGUCAUCGAAGAACUGAACGAAGCCAAAAUCCGCAAUGUCAUGUGUACAGGAGACAACAUCCUCACUGCUAUCAGCGUGGCGAGAGAAUGUGGCAUCAUUGAUCGUAAUGCACAUUGCUUUGUGCCUCAUUUUAUUGAGGGUGACAAGAUGGAUGCACAGGCACGGAUCAGCUGGGAAAGCGUUGACAAUCAAAUCUAUCAGCUUGAUGAGCAUACAAUGCUCCCUCAGCCGUUGCCAGCCGAGGACGACAACGCGGCUCCAUACGACGCAAUCGCUAUUGGCGAUUAUACCCUGGCAGUGACUGGAGAUGCUUUCCGCUGGAUAAUCGAUUUUGGAUCCACAGAGGCGGUGCAGCGGAUGCUCGCCAAAGGAGCAGUCUUUGCUCGAAUGUCUCCGGAUGAAAAGCACGAACUUGUUGAAAAGCUACAGAGUAUCGACUACUGCUGCGGAUUUUGUGGGGACGGCGCAAAUGAUUGCGGUGCACUUAAAGCUGCAGACGUCGGUAUCUCACUUUCGGAAGCCGAGGCAUCGGUCGCUGCGCCAUUCACCAGUCAUAUAUUCGAUAUUUCCUGCGUACCAGCUCUGAUCAAGGAAGGUCGUGCAGCUCUGGUGACCAGCUUCUGCUGCUUCAAGUACAUGAGCCUGUACUCGGCCAUUCAGUUCACGUCUGUAAGUUUCCUCUACGCAUCGGCAUCGAAUCUGGGAGAUUUUCAGUUCCUCUUCAUCGACCUUGCGUUAAUCUUGCCACUGGCAAUAUUCAUGGGCUGGACGGGUGCAUAUCCAGUCCUGAGCAAGAAGCGUCCUACGGCAAGCCUUGUGUCACGAAAGGUCUUAACCCCGCUACUUGGUCAGAUCUUGCUUUCGGUCCUCGUGCAACUGGGUGUGUUCGAGACUGUUCAGAACCAACCAUGGUACAUACCGCCGCGACUGGACAAAGAAAAAUCCAAUGUCGAUAAUUCUCAAAACACCGCCUUGUUCUUGGUGUCCUGCUUCCAGUAUACGCUUUCCAGUGUUGUUCUAAGUGUUGGGCCGCCAUUUCGACAAUCACUGGCGACGAAUGUGCCCUUCUGUGUCACGAUUGUGACAGCGCUACUGAUUUCCCUAUAUAUGCUCCUCGACCCGGCUAAAUGGGUGGCGGAUUUCAUGGAUCUGACGGAGAUGUCAGUGGAUUAUAAAGGUUUCUUGCUGGUGUUGGCGAUGGCUGGGUUCGCCGUUGCCUAUCUGGCAGAGCAGUAUAUCUUUCCUCUCCUGGCGAAAUACAUUGGGCGGCUCAAGCUGAGGCUGAGGCCCGGCCACCCGAAAAAGAGAAAGCAGUAUAAGAUUAUUGCGGAGGAAAUCCAGGCGAGUACAUAG